CAGAACCACCAAAAUCAGGAAACUAAGUGUUGCUAUUAAUACACGAGAGCAAAGGACUGUAGAUGCUAAAAAUUUCAGUCCAUCGAAGAGGAACAAGUAAAUGUGAGAAACUAAAAGGAGGUUUUUGGGCAAAUGAAGCUCUUUAUCAGGUGAUUCUUUUUUUUUUUUUUUUUUUUUUUGAAGGGGGGCAAUUUUUCCAGACUUCACAGCCAUGGAAGAAACGGCAUCAAGUGAAACAGAUGGUUCCGUGUACGAGCUGAUAAUUCUUCACACUUCUGAGGCACAGGAAUGGGCAACAUAUUUGCGGCAGAUGUUGAAAGCGUCUCAGAUGUUUCGCAAAAGGUCUAUUUUGUUGUACGCAGUGGGUCCGGAAGAUCAGCUCCACGGGUACAACUUUGAGAAUUUCCAAAGCAGCAAAUGCAUUGUGCUGAUCCUCACCAGUGCAUUUCUGGACAUUCUUGGUGACCCCAAAAUGCAGGGAGCGCUGCAGAGUCUCCUGCAUCCUCCGCACAGGGUGGUGGCGCUGUUGUGUGGCGUGUCUGAGGACGACGUGGUGACCGACGGUUUUGAGGACUGGCCCAGCUGGAGAAAGCUCUACACUGAAGACGAGCCUUCUCUUUACGUCUCAAUCAUCCUGGAGUCCAUGAAUGACAGCAGACGACAUGCAGAUGAAUGUGAAGAAACUGCUGCUCCAACAGUAGAGACAGUGCCUGAAGAAACCAAAGACACUGUCAUGAGCCCAGAAAACCCUGUGAGAACAGAAAACUCAACAAGCAAGAAGACUGGUUUAGCCACACCUGUCAGCUGCCUGACUGUUCAACCUGACAGAGUUCUGUGUGGGGAGCACAAGAAGCUUUUUAUUAUCUUAACACACAAAGUGGAUGAUCAGUCAGUACCAGAGGUGGAGUUUUCCUGUGAGAAUGGAACUCCAAAUAGAGUCCCUGGCACUGUGGAGAAUGAAUACACCAUAUGUGUCACUGCUCCUGACAUGCCUGCUGGAGUGGCAUUACUCACUCUGCACACUCACCAACUGUGUGUCAGCUUAAAGCCUGUUACGUACUAUACACACAUGGAAGAAGUCAGUCAUCAUCUAACAAAUGCUGUCGACCCCAUCAACUUCAUCUGCCAGGCCUUCAACAUAACAACCAACUCAAGAGAAUCACUGGACAACAUGUUGACUGAAUCCCUAAAGUCCAGAAUGCCGGCUAAUGGAUUUCAGCUGAUUGGAAUCAGGCAGAUUGAAGAAGACAACAUGGCAGCAUAUCAGCGUAACGAAGAGCUUCCCACGCUGCUGCACUUUGCUGCUAAGUACGGCCUGAAGAAGCUGACCACCAUCCUGCUUCAGUGUCCUGGAGCUCUGCAGGCUUACAGUGUGAUGAACAAACAUGGAGACUACCCAAACACAUUGGCAGAGAAGAACGGAUUCUCUGAUCUGAGGCAGUUCAUCGAUGAAUUUGUCGAGACAGCAGACAUGCUCAAGACCCACUUUGAAGACUCCUUCAAACCUGAGGAGGGAGAAGAUGUGUAUGAACUGAUGUCAGCUAAAUCUCAAGACAUGAUGAUGAAGUACUCAGGUUGCUCAGAGGAUAUUUAUGAGUCAAUGCUGGGGAUAGACCCUGAUUGUGCAGAGGACUUAUAUGAAGCAAUGAGUGCUGUAGAAGAGUGUCAGAACCCAGAGGAAUUAAUCCUUCGAAAGUUCUUCCAAGCAAAACCCCAAUCGGAUGUAAAACAGGAUGAAAAUGAAAACCUUAAGAGUGAAGAAGAGGAAAACCGAGAUCAGAAUCAGAAUGAUGCAAAGGAAACUGAAGAAGUGGAGGAUCCAUACAGCCUCUACCCAGAGGAUAUUUAUGAUACUGUGGAUACCAAUGCAACCUAUAAUUCAGGAAUUUUCAACCGCCCACCAGCACCCAUUCCUAGACCUGAGUCCAAACCUGAACAGGAGAAGCCUGUGACCUAUAUUUCCAGGGUAUUUUCAGAUAAAGGUACACCUCAGAGUAAAGCAGUGGAAAUUGGAUCGCCUGCAGAAGUUUCUGCAGGUCCCGUGACAGAUGUUGCCCCAAUAUCUCUUUAUGACCCUUAUGCGGGGAUGAAGACUCCAGGACAGAGGCAGCUUAUUUCCCUCCAGGAGAGGGUGAAAGUUGGAGAAAUUACUGUUGAUGAAGCUGUUGAAGAGUUUAAAGCCUGGAAAUUUGACCAUCAGCAGAGGACAAAUUCCAUGCGCUAUCAGCAGGAAAAUCUGAAGAAAUUACGAGACAGCAUCACCAGGCGUCACAAAGAGAGAGAAAAAGGUGGAAAGGAACUUGACUAUGAGAUCAGUGCUCCCCUGCAGAGGAACCUAUACUGGGGCUCGAGUACGCCACUACAAUGUGCUCUGUAUGAGUCUACACCCCAAGUGGAGGCCCCACCUCCUCCAGUGCUUCACAAUAUCCAGAGAGGCAGCUGGAAGACUGGCAUCACAUUGAGCACAUCCAACGUUGAGAUCAGUGCUCCCCUGCAGAGGAACCUAUACUGGGGCUCGGGUACACCACUACAAUGUGCUCUGUAUGAGUCUACACCCCAAGUGGUGGCCAAGCCUCCUCCAUCGGUUCACAAUAUCCAGAGAGGCAGCUGGAAGACUGGCAGCACAUCGAGCACAUCCAGCACAGAGAGCAACAGACUGAGCACUCACAGCACAUUAAGCUACAGCAGCGGCACUGAACCUGAUUUUGAGGACCAAAUGGAAAGCCUCCCUCCUCCUCCGCGACCUCCUCCACGGCAUUCUGAUGCUCCAUCUGUCAUGCCUCCACCCAGGAUACCGCCACGAAUCCCAGAACGGGUACCUGAGAAAAUGCUCCAUGAGCAUUACACAUCCUGCCCAACUCGAGCACUUCCUCAAAGACCCACUCCCAGAGCCACAGAUUCUGCACCCCCUUUGCCUCGCCGUAUGCGGUGACGACACACAUUCACUGUGAGGGCGAUUUGUCUCCUAAAGUCAUGCAGCUUUUAUAGUGGCAAGUUUUUGGAAGCAUGUGAAAGACAGUGUGUCCUUCUGGAAACAUCACGAAACAACAAGUUCAACCUCAGCUGAGGACAUGACAAUUUUUACUCAAUGUUUGAUUUUUUUUUUUCCUUGUUUACAAGGAUUAUUGCUUCAGUUGCUUCCACAUAGCAUUUAUUCUCUGCAUGCGUGCCUGUGGAUAUGCGUGUGCCCAGGGCGGGCAGGCGUGCGUGAGUGCAGCAGAGGGAAGACAAGGGUGUGACAUUAAUUUUUGCAGUUGCUGUUGAAUGCAGGAAUUUUUUAGGCGUUUUUGUAUUAUUUUUCUGACAUUUUGACCUUAAUGUAUGUAUGCUAGACUGUUCAUUCUGGGGGGUAUAGUUUGAAUUUCAAAACAGACGGCUGAUGAUGUCUUCCGGUAACUGUUGUCCCGUUUACACCAGACUGAGACCUGUAUAAGACCUACAAGAUUGUGACAUUUUGUCACUCUCACAAGUCUUGGCUGGUCUCUGCUGGGAUCUGUUAUUUCCAUUUACACCGAGCUUGCAUUGCAACUGAAUUGUGCAAAAAAUAUGUUAAUAUCCGCGAUCAUUGAUGCAACCCCAUGCAGAGUCAAUUGAGAGUGUAUUACGACCCACAGGAUCAAGCUGAGAGUGAGUUGGGACAUGUGAGACUGAUUAUGAGACCCAUGUAUCUGUUAACUGGUUGCACAACUUGUGCAAGUGUUUAAAAUGGUUCAAUACACUCACGCAGCUGCUGGAGACCCAUGGGGAGUGAUGGCGACCAAGAGGGAUCUUUGAUGCGACCAUGGAGACACCAUUGUGACCAGCCUGAAGCCCCAGUGGGAGUCAGUGAGAGUGAUGGCAAGCAGAGGCCAUUGUUCGAUCGCAACUCGGUCGUGGA
Thalassophryne amazonica is the source of this 3877-nucleotide messenger RNA. RefSeq names its product phosphoinositide-3-kinase adaptor protein 1 (gene pik3ap1). The transcript has 18 exons. NCBI's taxonomy places the organism in Eukaryota, Metazoa, Chordata, Actinopteri, Batrachoidiformes, Batrachoididae. The record is from RefSeq and is a predicted model, not a curated record. Gene Ontology annotation, molecular function: signaling receptor binding; phosphatidylinositol 3-kinase regulatory subunit binding. The coding region runs from base 212 to 2932 and encodes 906 amino acids. Gene Ontology annotation, cellular component: cytosol.